Molecule: messenger RNA, 204 nt
Organism: Anisakis simplex (herring worm)
Lineage: Eukaryota; Metazoa; Nematoda; Chromadorea; Rhabditida; Anisakidae
Source: the annotation of a GenBank genome assembly
AUUCAUCAGCAAAUCGAGGAGAGUCGUGGCCCAUCCGUGUGGUCGCAGUGGCUGUACUGGCAGAGCAUGAAACCCGAGCAUGUGCUUGCGCAAAGUGUUCAGUCGGAGCUAAAGCAGUUGCUGGUUCAAAAUCCGGAUCACACGCAAUCGAUUCUGGACGAUGAUUUGACGAUCGUGAGACGUAAUCUGGAGGCACGAGGUGUC